Molecule: messenger RNA, 821 nt
Organism: Durotheca rogersii
Lineage: Eukaryota; Fungi; Ascomycota; Sordariomycetes; Xylariales; Xylariaceae
Exons: 3
Coding region: 93-764 (223 amino acids)
Source: RefSeq, a predicted model, not a curated record
AAUUGCCCAGAGAAAAUUAUCCCAGCUCCGUCGCGUAAAAUCUCUCCGGCCUCUCUAUCGUCUCCCCGACUUGGAAUCGCGAGAUCAUAAAAAUGCUCUUGUUACCGGCUCGAAUAGCGCCAACAUAUGGAAGGGCGCUAUUGCAGCGCCGAGGCGUAUCUACACUCAGCACCAACCCCUUCAUAAAAGUCUUCCCAAACGCCGCCCUGGACCACGGCCACCUGCUCACCUAUCUCGACACGAACCCGCCGAUACACAGAUUGGCCAUCGGCUCUACCACCACACUGCCACCAACGCCGCGGUCCUUCUCCGAGAACGGCGAAUUCCUGGCCAUCUUGACAGACGUGCUCCGUCAUCAUGCUGCGGAAGACCCUGACCUGAUCGCUCAAGCGCGAGCCUUUGCCGGGCCGGGUGGAGCAACCCUCGGCUCAGGUGGCGCAUUCUUUGCUCGCCAGCAGAGGCAACGAGGAACGGCGGCUGGGCUGGGCGGCGGAGGGGCAAGUGCUCAAGGGGGCGCUGGGGGCGCCGGAAUUGGGGGGCACAUACAUCUCAGCGACCGGAGGAACCCGCCCGACUACGGCAGGAUCGCGUGGCCCGAGGAUAUCCUCGGCAGCAUCGAGGUCGACGGGUCCGGCGCGAUUGUGGGACGUUUCGAGCCCAGCGGCACGUACCGGAUCCUGACUAACGAGGGGAUUCUAGGUCUCAGCGAUUUCCUCAGGACAAAACUAGUCGAGAGACUGAAGGAAGAGGAGAGGAGAGGAUAGCGUUAUGUGAGAGAGUAUAGCAGUCAAAGCGAAUCCACUCUAGGUUAAGCGCGCCUU